AUGUACGAGGAUAUUGUUAUUUUGAAUAUCACAGAGAACAUGAACCAAGGAAAGACGUUUGAAUAUUUCAAUUGGUUUGCUAAGCAUAGGGAGGAUAAUUAUUUGCUCAAAUUGGACGAUGAUACUUUCCUCCACCUUAUUCACUACUACCGUGACCUACAAGACUUACCAAGAGAACGUGCGUACUAUGGCAAUGCUCUAGCAUAUUACUAUAACGAUGGAACAUAUACAUUUAUGGGAGGUGCAGGAUACACUCUCUCCCGCGAUCUUGUUAUAGACAUUGUUAGAUCAAACUGGGUUAGUUCAAAUGUCGAAGGCAAUGAGGACUGGCUAGUAGGUGAGUGGGUGUGCCACGUAGCUAGGGAGAUGAAAUAUUUUGUGCAUUAUAUCGGCUUUACAAGUUGGGUGCCCAGCCGCCAAAAUCCCAUCCAUGACUUUGAUGAGAAUCUGGACCUCCAUUUCCUUAGCGAGACCAUCAUGAUCCAUCGGAUAAAAGACAUUGGGAAUUUAAAUGCAAUUAAGAAUGUGUACUCUGAAUACGAAGAGGGGUUGCCAAUAGUCAGAGUCAUUCGGAAUUCAACGGCCGAAGGCCUGGCUACAAAGAGGGAGGUUGUUGCAAGAUGCUGGACCGCGCUUGAAAAAGAACAAUUAUGGGAUCAAUUGCAAAGUACCUACAAGAACUGGUUUUAUGAAACUUGGGGUUUUAAGGAGGGGAAAUGA
Molecule: messenger RNA, 720 nt
Organism: Dentiscutata erythropus
Lineage: Eukaryota; Fungi; Glomeromycota; Glomeromycetes; Diversisporales; Gigasporaceae
Source: the annotation of a GenBank genome assembly